Messenger RNA from Macadamia integrifolia, 1221 nucleotides. Its product is annotated as 3-oxoacyl-[acyl-carrier-protein] reductase FabG-like. Gene Ontology annotation, molecular function: oxidoreductase activity. The transcript is spliced from 2 exons. The record is from RefSeq and is a predicted model, not a curated record. Bases 101 to 1051 code for a protein of 316 amino acids. Lineage: Eukaryota; Viridiplantae; Streptophyta; Magnoliopsida; Proteales; Proteaceae.
UCGGUAUCGGUAUAUAUAUUUUGAGCGACUGAGGUCGUUGCCUACCUGGAUUGGCUGGCGCCAUCGCUUUUCUCUCUUGCGGUAGGUCGUUUGGAUUAGGAUGAAAGAAAUCGUUUCAGAAUCGAGGAGAAGAUUAAUCAAAAAAAUGAAAGAAAACGGAGGGGAUCAGAGAAAUCUGGAGCCAUGGAAUCGAUUAGAGGGAAAGGUAGUGAUGGUGACGGGAGCUUCUUCGGGACUAGGACGAGAGUUUUGUUUGAAUCUCGCCAAGGCUGGCUGCAAAAUUCUCGCCGUCGCUCGGAGAAAGGAUCGUUUGAAGUCUCUCUGCGACGAAAUCAAUCAAAUGAAACCGAAUAUUUCGAAUGAUUCAGCCUCAUCAGCUUCUUCAUCUGAGGAUUCCAAAUCUAAGGCCUGCGCAGAAAUCAGAGCUGUUGCGGUAGAGCUCGAUGUAUGCGCUGCGGGGCCUGCUAUAGAUGCGUCUGUGCAGAUUGCCUGGGAUGUGUUCGGCCGGAUCGACGCCCUAAUUAACUCCGCCGGAGUCAGAGGUACUGUGAGUCCCUCCAUAGAUUUGUCUGAAGAGGAAUGGAAUAAUACUCUUAGAACCGACCUGACAGGUUCCUGGCUAGUAACCAAAUCUGUCUGUCGUCGAAUCCAUGAAAACGGUUUGAGAGGAUCAGUUAUGUUUAUUUCAUCCAUCAGUGGUAUUCAGCGAGGGGAGUUACCAGGAGGUAUUGCCUAUGGAGCCGCUAAGGCUGGUCUGAACGCUAUGACCAAGAUCAUGGCUAUAGAGUUGGGGCCACUGAAGAUCAGAGUGAACUCAAUAGCUCCUGGGUUAUUUAAGUCGGAGAUCACAGAGGGACUUAUGCAGAAAGAUUGGCUCGAUACUGUGGCUUUAAAGACUGUCCCUUUAGGACAAUUUGGUACAAUUGAUCCAGCAUUGACAUCUCUUGUUCGAUUUUUGAUCCAUGAAUCCUCCUCCUACGUUUCAGGCAAUGUGUUUAUUGUUGACUCAGGGAACACUCUACCUGGUUUCCCCAUUUUCUCCUCUCUCUAGUCCCCCCCCCCUUCUCUCUCUCUCUCUCUCUCUCUCUCUCUCUCUCUCUCUCUCUUACAGGUAUAGUUAAAUUUCAUUGACUUGAUUUCUUGAUGACUGCUUCGCACUUUAUGCAUGGAUUUUCAGUAUUAUUGAUACCCAUAAUAUACAAGAAUUUAAUUCGAUGAACA